Molecule: messenger RNA, 1023 nt
Organism: Brettanomyces bruxellensis
Lineage: Eukaryota; Fungi; Ascomycota; Pichiomycetes; Pichiales; Pichiaceae
Exons: 1
Coding region: 1-1023 (340 amino acids)
Cellular component (GO): mitochondrion
Source: RefSeq, a predicted model, not a curated record
AUGCAAGAACAGACUGGUAGUCAGAAUAAAUUAACCACUGGAGAAAACAUUACCAAUGCUAUAAUUGAAAUAAAUAACGCCAACAAUUUUAAAUUUCUCAGGUUGCCGAUGGUUAUCCGAAAGCACGAUCUAUUUAAUAUAGAGCAAUUUGAGAGACAACAAGCGGAAAAGCAGGAACAAUAUAGAAGACAACAGAGGAGUGGAAAUGAAAAUAAAGAUGAAAGCUAUGCAAGUGAUACUUCUACACCAGUGAGAUCGGUCGAGAAACCUCGAAGAAAGGAUGAAAGAGUAACAGUGGAAUCUUUUUUAGACACCGAUUCAAUAGUUAAUGAUUUGAAAGCAGGUGGUUUUACUAAUAGGCAAUCUGAGAUUGUGAUGAAUCUUGUUAAAGAGUCGACCAAAACAAAAAUGUAUUGGGUUCAUACCGAGAUGGCUCCCAAAGUUGACAUUGAAAAUAAUAACUACCUCUUUAAAGCUGCAAGAAACGAAUUGGAGGUUGAGGUGACAAAUUCAAGAGAGAUCGCUUUGAUGGAUCUACAGAAUUCAUCAAUUCUUCUUAAAAGAUUGAUAAACGGACUCUUCGAUGAAAUGAGCACAAAAAUACAGUUGAACGACGAUACCAUUAAAAUAGAGUUAAGUCAGUUCAAGCAUGAAAACAAUCUCAGACAAAGAAAUUUGGAGAUGAAAAAUACAGAUUUAAAUAACAGAAUUAUUAGUGAGCUAAUGUCUGGUCUACGCUCGAAUAUAGAACAAUUCAGAUGGGAGUUGACAAGAGCAGGAAUAUUUGCCAUUAUGUUUAUUGCUGUUCUUUUACUGAGCGCAUGGAGAUCAAUUACGAACAAAAAUAAGGCACAGAAAAAGGAAAAUGAGGUGAAGUCUACAACUGUCGGACGGCAGAAUAUGUCAGAGCUAUAUACUAAACAAAUUGCACCUGUACAAGAAAGGACUGAUGAAUACAUAAAAGAUCCUACAAUUGAAAGCGUUACAAAUUACACAAUAACUAGGGAAGACGGAGGUAGGUAA